Molecule: messenger RNA, 1758 nt
Organism: Aspergillus japonicus CBS 114.51
Lineage: Eukaryota; Fungi; Ascomycota; Eurotiomycetes; Eurotiales; Aspergillaceae
Product: Zn(II)2Cys6 transcription factor
Exons: 9
Coding region: 1-1758 (585 amino acids)
Biological process (GO): regulation of DNA-templated transcription
Cellular component (GO): nucleus
Molecular function (GO): zinc ion binding; DNA-binding transcription factor activity, RNA polymerase II-specific
Source: RefSeq, a predicted model, not a curated record
AUGUCUCGUGAUACUGGAGCUAGACUCUAUCGUGCAUGUGUCCGCUGUCGACAGCGAAAGAUUAAAUGCGACCUGACAUACAGCCAUGACCGUGGCUACCUCCCCUGCUCCAAAUGCACCUCUGAUGGUCAUCGAUGUGUGAUCGCAAAGUCGAGAAGAGGUGGUGACUACUCUCGCUUUCGGCGUUCACGACAAGCACAGCAGCGAACCGAACCGGUUGCGCCAGUUGGGAUGAACUCGACACGUGGCGAGAUAGAUGGCAUGGAGGGAGACAUUAGUCGCUCGUCAUGUGGUGGAAGAUUUAGACAUCGGAGUUUAAGACAGCCGAAUAUCGUCGAAGAGGGGAUUGUGGACGAGCAGGUGCUCAAGUCGCUGCUUCAAUACUACUUCAUGGUUGAUGAACCUUUCUUGCUGGCGGCAGUGAUAUCCAUAGCCACCCAAGAACAGCCAGACCUAGCCGGACUUCAUGACGACAUUUGGAGAUACACGGAGAGACUCAUCAUGCAGGUCGUGCUGGGAGCCGGCGCUGUUCGUUGCGUUGGCACUGUGGAAGCUCUGGACGAGAAUAGCGAUCUGAAGUCCGAGAGAACAGAGGAUAACAGUAUGGCGUGGAGCCUUGUCGGGCUGGCAGUCAGGCAGGCAUACCUCCUGCAUCUGGAGACGUACUCGUUUCGGGGAGAGGUCAAAAUCGAGUCCGACCUAAACUAUACAUAUCUUGCCGAUCGCCAGAUAUCGAUCCAAAUGGGUCAGGCGUUUUGGUGUCGCGGUCCAGGCCUAUCCACCCGGUUCACGGUCCACGAUUACCCAUCUUUGCAACCGCAGGAAGCAAGCGGCAUUGACUAUGCUUCGUUUAUACAGGCUCAAGUGGAGUUAACAACUCUGUUUGGAAACGUACAUGAUAUACUCUUCGCUUCAACGUCACGUACCAUGCAGCUGAUGCUGGUGGGAGACUAUACCAAGUACCUUGAUGACAGCUCAAAAGCCUUGGAUAUGUGGAAAGGCACCUGGAGAAAUGUCCGGCUACCAAGCCAUUUGCACUGCUUGCUUACGGUGCAGUCUGAGUAUCUCCGCCUCUAUGUCAACGCUUUCGCAUUCCAAGCAGUCCUCUACCGAGACUCGAAGGAAGGCCCUGCAUCGGAACGCGGAAAGCCUGGGGCCUAUUUCCCGUUCAGUGUGAUGGCUAGCCCAGAUGGCCGGCAUAUUUACAUUGCCAUCGAGGCUGCGAGGGAUGUCUUGAAGUGCCUAAUGAACCAUUUGAAUCCGACAGAGCAUUUGAGAUUCCUUCCCGUGCGAUACUACUUAUAUCAAAUUCAUGCAUCGGUCUUCCUGUUUAAGGCCUUGUCUGUUGGUGCCUUGACAGCGGACGAGAGCCACGAUUGCACGAUGCUUGUCAAGGAAUUCAUCACGAUGCUACAGAUGGCAGCCACAGGACCAAACCAUAUUGCCUACAAAUAUGGGACCUCUUUAGCUCAUUUAUGGUGUCAGGAUCGUAACACGCCGAACGACGUACUUGAAUCUCGAACGAAUGAUGCACUUUUCGACCGAGGGGCUCAGUUGUCCGACCCCUCUGUUUUUGAUCCACUGCAAGAACCACUAGCGCAUUCAUCCUUCCCUGAGCUAUUUGCAGAUGACGGUGUGACAACAUACUUCAACAACUCAAAUUUUCUAGAAAACUCAGACGUUCUUUACAGCACCCACCCGUUUCUUCGCGGGGGUUCGUCCAACUACGAAGGUAUUACCGAUCGCAACCUCAAGUGA